This is a messenger RNA of Durusdinium trenchii, 549 nucleotides long. NCBI's taxonomy places the organism in Eukaryota, Dinophyceae, Suessiales, Symbiodiniaceae. The record is from the annotation of a GenBank genome assembly.
AUGCAGGAUGGCAGCCUGCCUCCCAACUGCUGCACUGUAAUCUGUUGGUCCGCCACGUUGGGAGCCUUUCGUGAAGCCUUGUUCUCCAGCUUGGCCCACAUUGCCGCGGGACAUUUGGACGCCUGUCAGGGCUAUGAGGUCACCAACAUGCUGUGGGCCUUCUCACAGCUACACAAGUUUCAGCCGCAGAUGGCCAUCAACUUGCAAGGGGACCUGCAGAAUUUUCUUGAUGCAGUGAUGCACUUGUUCCUCAAUCGGGGCCUGGGCAAGAUGAAAGGUCAAAUUUUGAUCUCCGCGCUUCUUUCGGUUGUGAACUUUCCCAGCUCGGUCCCCGAGCAGAGCGCUCUGUUCGAGCGGCGACACGCUGGGCGCGGCUCAUCUCGGAGCACCGGACCAUCCACGUGGCCUGUGAGAUCAUGCGCUAGAAGAUCUGCAGCUCGUGCAGAGAAGAUGGUCCAGAUGCUGAAGCCGAUUUGCCCCGAAUUGGGGAUCUCGAGAGGUUUCAAGAAGCCGGGUUUUCGACAAGAUGUCGAUGCCUCCCAGGUCUGA